AUGAAUCCCGAGGAUCCCGGUAAUGGGUUCCGGCAUGGCAAGGUUUUAAUGUUCAUCAAUGAGCAAAUGUCCAAACACACAAAAGGCCCCGAGUUCUACGUUGAGAACGUGUCCCUGUCCUGGGAGGAGGUGGAAGAAAAACUGAGACUCCUGCUGGAGGAUAGUGAGAUGACUAAGGAGGCUCAGGAAGCCUGUGCCUGGAGCAGCCUCGCCUUGGGUGUUCGCUUUGCUUGGAGGCAAGGCCACCUGCAGGGACGCAGAGUGCAAUGGCUGCACGACUUCGCCUGCCUGCACCGGUCAGCGGCACAUGCCUUGGCAUCAGACCUGAAGAAACUCACAGACCAGCAAGAGAUGGAACGCAAGGAGGCGGCCUUCCAGCUUCAGCUGGCCCACACCAAACUGGCAGAGGUGCAGAGAGAGCGGGACCUGAUGAGACUGAAGUUACUGCAUGCAGAGCUGAGGGCCUUUCCAGUUGGAGAGGUGCCAGGACUGACUACAGCCCCUGUUACUGCUGGAGGGGCAACGGCAGAGACAAAAACUGUAGGAGGGGAUAAAGAGGUGACAUCUAGCGAUAGAGCAGCGCUUGAACCGGAGAAGCAGGUGGAGGGAGCUACAGCCACGGCAGCCACAGGACAGCUAGAAGGAAACAUCCUGGAUCAGUUUGGAGCUGUGGAGUGGAAAAACUAUCCCUUGGGCUUGGAGGGGGAGGGGGCAGGGGAGGAGAAGAAAGGAGAGGAGGUGAAGGACGGGGACGGGGAAGACAAAUCUAUGGAAACACCUACAUGUUCUGAUUCUGUGUCCUUAGAUCACACGUCCACAACCUCCCCACAACCUGUCACUGUCCAACUCCCUGCCCCAUUCACAUACUCCUAUGAAAGCCCCUUUCCUGUCACACCUACCCCCUCACCACCACCAAGCAUCCUCACAGAACCACAGAUGCCUCCCUACUUCAUGGCCACUGAUAUGAAUAUGUCUGACACUGAGGGCCCAACAGUAUACCUCCAAGAACCCCCCAAAGACAGCCAAGAUAGUGGAGUCCAGCAGCAGAGCAGUGUGGCACUCUGCAGAUCGGGGAACUGGGAUUGCCCUUGGUGUAAAACUGUGAACUUUUCACAGCGGGAGAGCUGCUUCCACUGUGGGAGGCGAAUGUGGCUGGCAAGCCCUCAGUGA
Messenger RNA from Phodopus roborovskii (desert hamster), 1170 nucleotides. RefSeq names its product testis expressed 13B (gene Tex13b). NCBI's taxonomy places the organism in Eukaryota, Metazoa, Chordata, Mammalia, Rodentia, Cricetidae. Bases 1 to 1170 code for a protein of 389 amino acids. The record is from RefSeq and is a predicted model, not a curated record. The transcript is spliced from 2 exons.